AGGGUCCUCGUCGGUUUCUCCGCAGCACGUCUCAGUCGAGCGGCGGCGAUGGAGGCGAACGCGAACCUGCCCUUCGAGAUCCGCCAAGUGCCGUCCGAACUCAACGCCCAGCUGCUCAAGGACUUCACCGGAGAACGCACCGGAUUCGUCCAGGUGGGCCCGAAAAAGUGGUUCCUGCCGGCAAAGUACCGCGAGUUCGCUGCCCACUUCUACAACUUCCAGCCUCGGCCUGACGACGUCUGGGUCGUCACCUUUCCACGCUCAGGCACGACCUGGACGCAGGAGUUGGUGUGGUUGGUGGCCAACGACCUGGACUACGAGACCGCCAGCCGCGUUCCGCAGGUCGAGCGGUUCCCCUUCUUGGAGUUCAACAUUUUCUUCCACGACGAGGUGAAAUCCGAGAUUUUGGAGCUGAACCAGGGCGACCCUUUCAAGCAGCAGCUGGUCGAGCUCAUCAGCGAGCCGGCGUACCUGAGCCUGCAGGAGCAUCAGGGCCGCAGGUUCGUCAAGACGCACCUCCCCUUCAGCCUUCUGCCGCCCAACUUGCUCGACACGUGCAAGGUGGUGUACGUGGUGCGCAACCCGAAGGACGUGGCCGUGUCCUUUUACCACCUCAACAGACUGAUCAAGACGCAGGGCUACCAGGGCGACUUCCGCAAAUACUGGCACUACUUUGAGAAAGACCUCCACCCUUGGACGCCGUACUGGGCGCACGUGGAGGAGGGUUGGCGACGGCGGCACCACCCGAACCUGCUCUUCCAGUUCUACGAGGACAUGAAUAGGGACCUGAGCAGCACGAUUCGCAGGAUGGGCAGUUUCCUGGGCAAGACGAUGGACGAGGCGCAGGUGGCGCGACUCGCCGACCACCUCGACAUCAGGAACUUCCGAGACAACAAGGCGGUCAACUAUGACCUCGUCAAGGAGGUCGGACUCUUGAACUCGGGCGAACCGGCCUUCAUCAGAAAAGGCAAGGUGGGCGCGUGGCAUGCCGAGUUUGACGAGGAACUCGACCAGCGAGCAGACAAGUGGAUCGAGGAAAAUCUACGCAAGACCGACAUCGUUUUCCCAAUCAGUUUACACAAGUAAUUUUCAAUAAUUUGAUAUUUGUGCAGAAAUAAAAUGAACAAUUUCAUCACUUUG
Molecule: messenger RNA, 1140 nt
Organism: Neocloeon triangulifer
Lineage: Eukaryota; Metazoa; Arthropoda; Insecta; Ephemeroptera; Baetidae
Product: sulfotransferase 1C4
Exons: 8
Coding region: 49-1086 (345 amino acids)
Biological process (GO): sulfation
Cellular component (GO): cytoplasm
Molecular function (GO): sulfotransferase activity
Source: RefSeq, a predicted model, not a curated record